Molecule: messenger RNA, 1113 nt
Organism: Topomyia yanbarensis
Lineage: Eukaryota; Metazoa; Arthropoda; Insecta; Diptera; Culicidae
Exons: 4
Coding region: 1-1113 (370 amino acids)
Source: RefSeq, a predicted model, not a curated record
AUGGGAUCAUGUGGGCUAGCGAGGUCACCGACCCAGCAUAACGAACAAGUACAACAGCAAGUGCAACCACAACAGCAGCAGCAGCGAGAGCAGCCUAGCGAGUCCAUACAGAGCACGAGCGGCAACAAACCAACUGGACGCCAAGGAAAGCUAGGAUUUCAGGUGCGCACACCGAAACCAAGCGUUACCCAAGAAGACCAGCAGUCUGGGUUACCUAAAGUGACGAAGUUGAGGCAAAAAAUUGAUGAACUCUACGAAUUCGGGAAAAGCAAGGGCAACAUGCACGGACAUAUCAAGGAUCUAAUGAUUACCAUCAAAUCCGCCGUAGCAGCAGCCGAAUGCGAACAUAUGGCGUUACUAGAGCGAGCUAAAAACGCCGAAAAUGCGCUGAAGUUCUCAGCGAUAGAAGAAGCAGAAGCCUAUGAGACACCGAAGGGCGGCCGGGAUUCUCGUUCUGUGAAAAGAAUAAGGGAAACGCCAGGAGAGGAGGAGGAACCGAAGAAGCCCAGGAAGGUCGGUGAAGGACAGCGAAAAAUCCGACAAUCGCAGAGUGGGCUAGCGAGGUCACCGACCCAGCAUAACGAACAAGUACAACAGCAAGUGCAACCACAACAGCAGCAGCAGCGAGAGCAGCCUAGCGAGUCCAUACAGAGCACGAGCGGCAACAAACCAACUGGACGCCAAGGAAAGCUAGGAUUUCAGGUGCGCACACCGAAACCAAGCGUUACCCAAGAAGACCAGCAGUCUGGGUUACCUAAAGUGACGAAGUUGAGGCAAAAAAUUGAUGAACUCUACGAAUUCGGGAAAAGCAAGGGCAACAUGCACGGACAUAUCAAGGAUCUAAUGAUUACCAUCAAAUCCGCCGUAGCAGCAGCCGAAUGCGAACAUAUGGCGUUACUAGAGCGAGCUAAAAACGCCGAAAAUGCGCUGAAGUUCUCAGCGAUAGAAGAAGCAGAAGCCUAUGAGACACCGAAGGGCGGCCGGGAUUCUCGUUCUGUGAAAAGAAUAAGGGAAACGCCAGGAGAGGAGGAGGAACCGAAGAAGCCCAGGAAGGUCGGUGAAGGACAGCGAAAAAUCCGACAAUCGCAGACUGGAGGUGUGAAACUGCCGUAA